AUGCCUCCGGUUCACAAAUCAAGGAGCCGCAGUCCUGAACCAGUAAAUGGUUCAGAAAGAAAACGACACAGAAGUAGCAGCAGUAGUAGUAGUUGUGACAGUCAAUCCUGGAGCCCACCAACUAAAUCUUUUAAAAGCCGCAGAUCCCCAUCCACAGAAAAGAGAGAGAAGAGGCAAUCCAAAUCCAGAGAAAGUUCUAGAGAUCAGAAUGGAUUUAUGCACCAAAAUGGAACUCGACAUGCUCGAUCAAGAUCAAGGGAUCGAACAAGUAGAUCUCAUCAUGGAUAUUAUGAUAAAACUAGACCUGAACACUAUGAGAAGGAAAUGGAAGAACUGCUUCGACAAAGACAAGAAGCUUUCAAUGCAAGGAGGCUGAAAGAACGCGAGCGGAUUGGAGAGCUUGGUGCGCCUGAAGUUUGGGGACAGUCUCCUAAAGUUCCUGAACCAGAUUCUGAUGAGCAUACACCAGCAGAGGAGGAAGAAGCUCAGAGCAGUAGUAGUUCUGACUCCAUUGCAGAAGUAAAAAAGAAGAAAAAUAAAAAAAAGAAAAGUAAGAAUAAGAAGAAAUCUGCAAAGAAAAAACACAAGAAACAUUCAGAAGAAAGUGAGACUGAAUCAGAGAGUGAUUCUAGUGAUGAAGAUGAGAAGAAAGCAAAAAGGAAGAAAAAACAGAAACACAAAAAGAAAAAAUCAAAAGAAAAAAAGAAGAAGAAAAGGGGCAAAAAGUCAUCCACUGACUCGAGCAGUGAAGAAUCUGAAGAUGAUUAUAUGCACAGUGAUGAUCUCUGGGUGGAAAGAUCAAAUGUUAGAGAUGCUGAUGCUGUUCCAGUUGGACCAGAAGCACCAAUAACCCAUUUAUCUCAGGAUGAUAAACCUAUGAAUUAUGGCCAUGCUCUACUGCCAGGUGAAGGUGCAGCAAUGGCAGAGUAUGUUAAGGCUGGAAAACGUAUCCCUCGAAGAGGUGAAAUUGGCUUAACCAGUGAAGAGAUUGCAGCAUUUGAAUCAGCUGGUUAUGUAAUGAGUGGUAGCAGGCAUCGCCGAAUGGAGGCUGUGCGUCUGCGUAAAGAGAACCAGAUUUAUAGUGCUGAUGAAAAGAGAGCACUUGCAUCUUUUAACCAAGAAGAGAGAAGGAAGAGAGAAAACAAGAUUCUGGCCAACUUUAGAGAGAUGGUGUACAGGAAAACAAAGAGCAAAGAAGACAAAUGAAAAUUUUCAAAAUCUGAAGUCCAUACGCAGACAAUGUAAUCAAAAAGACAUUGCGACUGUUUUAUUUCCUAGAAUUAUUUUUUUAAUUAAACAUCACAGUAAGAGCUAAAAUGCAAAGUAAUGAGAAUUUCAGCAUUUUGACUUUAGUUGUAUACAAGUAUAAGUUACUAUUACCCCUUUUGUUCAUAUUGUGUUCUAUUUGAAGUAUACAACAAUCUUUUUAGCUGUUUCUUAUUUUUGUAGUCAUCAUUUUAGACACUACCAUAUUCUGUGAUUUCCCAUUCCUUUCAACAAUUUGCAUUGUUUACCUAGUUAUCAUUUUUCACUAUCUAUUGUUGUAUCACUGUUCCGUUGUAAUAUGUUUUCUCCAUCCCUUGCUUAGUACAUUUAGGUUAGCAUGUCCUGCAUAUUUAGCAUUUGAUCAAUGUAGUCUUUGUGUUCCAUUCUGUUUAUAGGGAAUACAAAAGCCUUGAACUUA
Messenger RNA from Protopterus annectens (West African lungfish), 1684 nucleotides. Its product is annotated as NF-kappa-B-activating protein-like. Gene Ontology annotation, cellular component: nucleus. Gene Ontology annotation, biological process: regulation of gene expression. Gene Ontology annotation, molecular function: chromatin binding. NCBI's taxonomy places the organism in Eukaryota, Metazoa, Chordata, Ceratodontiformes, Protopteridae. The record is from RefSeq and is a predicted model, not a curated record.